Molecule: messenger RNA, 4404 nt
Organism: Penaeus vannamei (Pacific white shrimp)
Lineage: Eukaryota; Metazoa; Arthropoda; Malacostraca; Decapoda; Penaeidae
Source: RefSeq, a predicted model, not a curated record
UAUUUGAUUGACAAUUGAUGUUUGACUUGGAUUUGCAGGAGGAACUGGAUGAGAUUGAGGCCCUGUUGGAGAGAGAGCAGGAAUUGCUGGGCCAGCAAGACCAUUCUCACCACACCUCUGUCAACUUACUCCAUAGCCCAGACCAGAACUGGAGGCCCCCGAAACAGUUCAGCCAAAGGCAGAUCCGAACACCUCGCAGCAUUUCACGAACCCAAGGGAACUUUGCAGUACCUCAGAACCAAUUGGUGGCUCUCACCCGCAACAUGACGUUCUCAGAUGCAGAGGAGGACCACCAGGGCUCACGCAACAGCCAGGAUGCCUCCAACAGUGGUGGUGCUGGUGAAGGAUCAAGUAACCAUGAACGCUCAGUGAGCCGUUCUCGGACAGAAUCAGGUGUGAGCAAUGCCUCAACGGCCUCUCUGGUCACUCCACUCUCAUCCGCUCCUCCCAUGGCCAACGGGCAGGCUCCUACCGAGAGUAGUGACCCCACUACUCCGGUAGCCUCCGCAAGGGCUUCAGAUUUGUCAAACUCUGAAAUGAGUGCUGCUGCAGCUGCAGUCAGAAAUAGCACUGUUGCCGACAUGAAGUCCUCUAUGUGGACAGCACGCAGGCUGGUGAGAAGCUGCUCCCCAAGAAGGGGUGUGGACAGCAAGAAGAUAGUGGAGAAGCUGCACCAGAUUCAGGGCUACAUCCAGCAGACCACAUCAGCAAUGUCAGCUUUGGAACAGCAGGGUGAUGUGGGUUCCCAGAGUGACAUAUAUGCCAGAUUUGCAACACUGAAUCAGUCCCUGCAACUUCAGGAGGAGGAGUACAUGGACAUCCUGGCUAGGUCUCUUGUGCUAAACAAGGCUGCAGCUGCUGCACAGGCUGCUGCUCAAGCUGCCGGCAGUCCACACAAUGAAGAAACAACAACGCCCGCUUCAUCCUCUAGCAGAGAAGAAGUUCCGGUGACUACGAGCAGCUCAGGAGGUGGCAACCAGAUCGUUGGCAUUGUGGGUCCAGGAAGUGUGCGAUCCCUGCAGGAGCGUCUGGCAAUGAGCCAGGAGGAGUCACAGGAGAUCAUGGUGCGCAUGAGGGAAAGCAUCGCACGCAGAGAGGACCUCAUGACACGUUACAAGGCAACUCGUGAACGCCUAGAGAAUUUGAAGAAGCAACGAAGGGGCUUGCAGGAGGAGGAGAAACGGCUGUUGCAGUCCGCCAGUUCCUCAGAGACCCCCUCUGGUUCCUUUGACAGUCCCUUGCCUGGAUCAGAAAACUGGUCCAAUGAGGAGAUUGAAACAGCUAUCACAGACUUCCAGGUCUUGUACGACAAAAUAGAUAACCUUCUGACAGCAUACAAUGCAAAGGCUGAGACUAUAGACCCAGACGACGCACAGGCAGUAGCAGAAAUGAAUAACAAGAAGGAGCAGAUUUUGUCAAAACGUAGGGAGCUUAUAGAGUCACUUACAUGCCUCCGUGGCAUCCAGCAGAGGAGGGCACAGGAAGGGCCUUCAGAUGGCAAUGAAACCCCCUCGGCCUCAACUCCCCACACUCAGACAAACAACACGGAUACUAGCCAGACCCCCAGGGUCACCACUAGCAAUACUGGCAAUGAAGGAGCCACUGGAAACCCCCACCCACUUGUGGCACGACAGCAGCAGAGCCCCCCUACCGAUGGGGAAGGUGCAGCUCUCUCUGGCUUAAGGAAUGCUGUGGCCAGUGUCAACAUGUUGUCUGAGGAGAUGACCUCCAAGAGGAGUGAGCUGCAGUCUCUUCAGAAACAGCUUGGAGACAUGAAAAAGCUACUUGAAGUGACCACAGCUGCACGGCAGGAGGACGAGAGGAGAAUGAUUGAAGCACAACAGCGUCUUGCAAAAGCAGAAAAUGAGCAUGCCAUGGCAGCUGCAGCAGCUUCCAGGCGGGAUGAGCAGAUGGAAGGAGCAGUUGGGGGGGAGAUUGUGGGUGUGGACGGACGCAAGAUCCAGCUAUCUGAAGCGGAGAGAAAGAAUCCUGAAAUUGCAACCAAAUACAGAGAAAUCAGCCAAUCGAAGGCAAGGCUUGCCAUGAUGGAGGAGGCACUCUCUAUGAUCUCCACAGCUAGUAGGAAUCGUCAAAAUGUGAGGGAUGUGCUUCCACCCGAGUAUUUAGCUAUUCUCGAAGAUGCUGAGGGAUCUGACUUGGAGGACCCAAUACCCCGUAGGGUCACUACAGUUCCUGUGAUUGAGGAGGAACCAGAGACAGAAGAUAAGUACAAGCCUUCCAGAAGACAUGCUCACAGUGCAAGGAUGGGUGCUAGGAACCGUGAAGGAGCCACAUCUACAGGACGCAAUGAGCACAAUGUCCGCAAUGAGGAGAGCCGCGAGAUAUCAGCCAUGCAAAAGAGGCUCAACAAGACGAGCACAAGAAUAUCAGCUAUCAAUGAGGGCUCGCGACAAGGCCAUGAGAAGGGAGCCAUUAAGAAGCAGCCACAGGCACUAUGGCGGGAAGGGGGUGCUAAUGUCGACCCCAGAGUAUCUGAGAUGAUUGUAAUGCAGGAAGAACUGCGGCAAAAGAAGAAUGCCCUAGAAGCCCUCAUGAGGCGCAUGGGGAAGCCCUCUUCCCUCAACAUGGACAACAUCUCUGACAAUAUCUCAGACAACAUCUCUGAGCCCAUGGACAGGCUGGAUGGAGUGUCGGGAACAGCAGCCACUUGGGGAUCAGGGGCCAUGCAUGAUUACUCUGACAAUCACUAUCAUCAGACAAGUGAUGAGGAAUUACUUGAGGAGGACAUGGAAGGGGAGGUCCCAAUGCACAGCCACCGCCGCCCCCAACAGCAAUUGCCACCAACACCCAAAGAUCGCAACCACCAGCCUGGGUUCAGUCGACAACGGCGCCAUCAUGAAUCAAGCCGGCUUUCUGUCAAUAAUUUGGCAACUCCCCAGUUAGAGAGGCCUAAGCAUAACCGCUUCAGAAGUAGCAGUGUGCCCAAGGCAGUGUGGGAGUCUGUUCCAACCAUGGAUGGACGCACCUACAAGUCCCCCUCCAACACCACACUGCAGGCACAGCAGACCAUUGGUUCAGCUCUCUCUCAGCUGAAUCAAGUGCAGGACACCAUUAAUGGUUUGCGUGAAACCCUGCGCCAUGAGCAGAACCAGAUGAUUAGCACGUCAGGAGGGCAGUAUGGCUCAGUCGUGCCCCAGAUGAUGCCUGACCUAGCCACUGCUAGUCUUGGUACAUCCCCUUUGCCACAUAUGUCAGGAAUUGCUGUCUCUGGUGUCGGGGCAGUCACUCCCAUGUCUGCCUAUGCAGGUCUUGGCUCCCUAGGACUGGCUGGGCAGGGGGGUGAAAUGGGCAGUCCCAUGAACCAGCAGAUGAUGUCAGCUCUGCAGCAGUGCUUCUCUCAGCUCCAUCUGCACUCCCUGGAGAUCCAGGCCCUGAGCAAGCAUCUGCAGGUGAGGCGACCAAUGUUCUUCCCUCCAUACUACCCGCCUUACCAGUGAAGGCUGGGCAGGUGCAUGAGGCUCUAGUCACGCUGCCAUAGACAGGGUUACAAAUGUAUGUAGGUAGCGAUAUGAAACUUUGGCAUCACAUCAGCUCAGCGAUGAGUGAGGAGCUGUUAGUGUAAACAUAAUUUUAAUUUUUUGGAGGUAUUGUUAUGUUUACUAUUUAUUCAAGUAUGUGAAUGGUAUUUUAUUUAUUUGAGUUUUAUGAAUGCUGUACUGGGAAAUGGAGGAUUAUAAAGCCAGGCAAUGUGCAGUUCUCAGAACUCUAGAUGUCAUUGCAGAUUUUUCAUAGCUGAGUUUUUUGAAGAGCACUGUGAGGUAGCUGACUCUAAAAACAUUCUUGUAUAUACAGUUCUGUUUGUAUGAUUUUAAAGAAGUAUGCAUACAAAUGAAAAAAGAUAAUAAUCCAUCUAAAAGAAUGAGACUUCCCAUUCUUAUUGUCCACUCAAUAUUGCAACUCCGUCCGGCUGUCUACCAUCUAUAUCACUGGGGAUGUGUAGCACUUAGAAUUAAGACUCUAACACGCUCUGAGUUGUGCAUCAAGAUCAGAAACCAAAAGAGGUAUGACUCUUUGUAAAGGAUACGUUAGUUUCUACAUAAGAAAUGGCCCCUGCUUCUGUUUGUUUAGCAUUUUUAGAUUUCAUUGUCAGAGAGAACCAUCACUGUUAUCAGACAAACUCUGUGAUAUAUUUAUUGGGAAGAAACAGAUCUAUGUAAUGCUCCCAGUAAACGUGAGUUCAAAAUGAAGGUGUUACUGGCCAGUCUUCUUCUUUUCUUGUCUUUUCUUUUUCUUUUUCUUCCUUUUUCUAUCUUACUUUUUGUAUCUGUAUUUGAAUUUCUUUUGUUUUCAUUGUUCUCUGGUUUGUUCUCAAGAAAGUCAGCCUAGUAACUGACAAGCAUUACGAGCAUUGUAUUAUUCUCUAAGUUUCUAGACAAUUAAGAC